GCCCCCAAAAAGCAUCCACCAUCCAGUCCCCCUUUCCCCCACUUUUUUUCUUUAUCCCUUGAUUCCAUCCUUUAUUUCUCCCCCCUCCUUUCUUAUCCUUCCACAAGCUUCUCUCACUCGCAGUCCUGAAGGAGAACUCAGCUCGGUGCUGUGAUUUCUCUCUGUUCUGAGGGUGCUGUUUGUGCCCUGAACCAGAGAUUUUUUUCUUUUCUAUAACCCUUAUCCACACAGCCAUGCGAGGGCAGAGUCUUCUGUUCACCUUUUCCCUCCUCUUCCUCCUCCUAACAUUUUCUGAGGCAAAAAAGAAAUCCAAGCAACCAUCAGAUGCAGUAGCUGGAUCAGAAAGUACGGCCAUAAAUCCCUUGCUGGGGUCAGGUCAACUAAGCACUAAGGAUGGGCACCGCUGCACCUGGGAGACGCUAGAGAGAGGAGCUAACAUCCUGCUCCAGGUGAGCUGCUCUGCCCCUGCGGAGGAGGGGCUCAGACCUCCCUACACAUGCCAGUUUGCUGGAAAACCUCAGGAAUGCUCCGUGUACAGCACCCAGUCCUCCCAGUACUGGAAACAAGUGGUGAGCAAAUUGAAGAAGCGAAAGAACGCUUGCGAGGGGGAGAAAGUCCUGAAAACACGCCUGUGUAAGAAAGCGCCCAGCGCAUCUCACAUGAAACUCACAGAGAGAAGCGGAGAAGAGACGACCACACACAUUAGCGAUGGAAAGCAAGAAGAGAGCAAGCUCAAAACAGAGGCGCCCGUGAGGAAAGAAAAAGAAGUACAGAAAGAGAAGGAAGAGGAGGUGAAGAAAGAAGAGGAUGAGGGGUUCGGAGAAGUACUGAAUGAUGGAGUCUCAGACAUGGAGCCUGCUGUGAGCUACUGCGGAGAGGGAUGGCAUUCUGUAUGCAGCUUUUUUGUCAAGUUUUUUGAUGGUUAAAAAAGAGAAACAUCUGCUAACAAUGCUUUUUUAGGACCCAGUGGAGGAUAAGAAUGUUGUUGCAUGAGAAAAAGAUGGAAAGACAAAAAAAAAAAAGACUUACCAGCUAGUCUGCACCCUGAAAACAUCAUGGAUAAACAGAGCCUUGUUGUGAAGAGGAAGACAAAUAGAAAAAGUAAUUAAUGUGUAAUAUUUAACAAACACACUAAUCACAUUGCUUAUCAUCUUAAACAAAAUGUAUUACUUGUGUAUAUUGUAACUAAACCUGUAGAUAUGACUAAUUGCAAUUUGUAUUACACACAUGACCUUUGACUUUUUAUUCAUUAUGAAAAUUGGUGUAUAUGAUUUUUGCAAAUAAUACUCAAAUCAAAUAAAACCAAAUUUAAUUA
Molecule: messenger RNA, 1315 nt
Organism: Megalobrama amblycephala (Wuchang bream)
Lineage: Eukaryota; Metazoa; Chordata; Actinopteri; Cypriniformes; Xenocyprididae
Gene: fgfbp3
Product: fibroblast growth factor binding protein 3
Exons: 2
Coding region: 234-926 (230 amino acids)
Biological process (GO): cell-cell signaling
Molecular function (GO): growth factor binding
Source: RefSeq, a predicted model, not a curated record